GUUUUGACGAGUGCAGAAGUUCCUUCGGUCGUCGAACCCAAAAAAAAGAAGAAAAAACAAUUUUGCCCUUCGUCUUGUCUUAACCGCCGCAUCCUUUUCUGUACGCGGUGUAUUCGAAAGAGACCCCAAAAUUUAAAAAAAGGAAAAUUCAGACCAAGUCCUCCAAUUUCAGAACAUCUCCUGCCUACUCCCCUACUUUAAAAAGAAUUAGAUAAAAAUUCCAGAUAAGUAUCCACCAGCUUCUUUCUCAGCUUCAAAGAUUCUCCAUUUUCAGUCUCAGUACCAAAAAAAUUGAAAGAAAAAUCAUCCCAAAUUUCGCCCCCCCGCCUUCUCUUUUGCUCUAAUUUCUUUGAUUUUCUUUUUUUUUCCUGGGUCUAAAAGGAUGAUACCUAGAUGUGUAUCGGCGCUUGUCAAGCGGAGUUUGGGAUCCCAGAGAUUGAACAGAACGGUCGAGACAAGUGGGUUUAUGUUUAGUUGCAUAACCAACUCUACUUCCUCUACUAGAAGCAUCGAUUGUUAUAGCCUUUGUGGUGACCAUCCCAGCUCCUCAGGCUCUAGAACAUACACAACUUCAUGUGCAAGUUUGCCUGAAGCACGGACACAAGAGAAUCCCACAUCUGAUAUGCUAGUGGAUUCAUUUGGGAGGCUCCAUACAUACUUGAGGAUCUCCUUGACCGAGCGCUGCAACCUUAGGUGUCAGUAUUGCAUGCCAGCCGAUGGUGUGGAACUCACUCCUAACUCUCAGCUGCUUUCUCGUGGCGAAAUCGUUCGGUUAGCAAAUCUUUUUGUCAGCUCCGGGGUUGACAAGAUCCGGUUGACUGGAGGAGAGCCGACUAUUAGGAAAGAUAUUGAAGAUAUUUGUUUACAUCUUUCUAAUCUGAAGGGAUUGAAGACGCUGGCUAUGACCACCAAUGGGAUAGUUCUUGGUAAGAAACUUCGACUAUUAGGAAAGAUAUUGAAGAUAUUUGUUCCAGCGAAGUUUGAACUGAUGACAAGGCGUAAAGGGUAUGAGAGGGUAUUGGAGUCGAUCAACAAGGCUGUUGAGCUUGGGUUCAAUCCUGUUAAAGUUAACUGUGUUGUGAUGCGUGGGGUAAAUGAUGACGAGAUUUGUGACUUUGUAGAGUUGACCAAGGACAAGCCAAUAAAUGUCCGGUUUAUUGAGUUUAUGCCAUUUGAUGGAAAUGUAUGGAAUGUUAAAAAGCUAGUUCCUUAUGCGGAGAUGUUGGAUAGAGUGAGACAGCGGUUUGGUCAUGUUGAGAGGAUUCGUGAUAAAUCUACAGAGACUGCCAAGAAUUUCAUGAUAGAUGGACAUUGUGGAACUGUGUCCUUCAUCACAUCAAUGACUGAGCAUUUCUGUGCUGGUUGUAAUAGAUUGCGGAUUCUUGCUGAUGGGAACUUCAAAGUCUGUCUCUUUGGUCCAUCAGAGGUAAGCCUUAGAGAUCCACUUCGAGCUGGUGUUGAUGAUCUUGGAUUGAAGGAGAUAAUUGGUGCUGCGGUUAAAAGGAAGAAAGCUGCACAUGCUGGGAUGUUUGAUAUUGCAAAAACAACAAAUAGACCAAUGAUACAUAUUGGUGGCUGAGGUCCAUAUUAUUUGAGCAUCUCAAGGGAGCGGUCCGUCGUGGAAUCACAUCUUUUGGCAUGUGGUCUAGAGUGCUCCGAUAGUCCUGAAUUAUGCUUUUUUUUUUUUGAGGUUGUGUCCUAAAGUUUGUCUAAAAAUUUAGUCUCAUAUAGAGGAACCAAAUAUUGGGGUAUGUAUAUUAAAACCCCAUGUAAUAGUGGCGAAUGUGGCGUAUACAUAUCUGGUGUUGUCUUGAUUUCCAUGUUUCUAUUACUGAAAAAUUUUCGCAUACUUUCUUCCUUGGUUUCCA
This is a messenger RNA of Asparagus officinalis (garden asparagus), 1868 nucleotides long. RefSeq names its product GTP 3',8-cyclase, mitochondrial. The record is from RefSeq and is a predicted model, not a curated record. Gene Ontology annotation, molecular function: metal ion binding; GTP 3',8'-cyclase activity; 4 iron, 4 sulfur cluster binding. NCBI's taxonomy places the organism in Eukaryota, Viridiplantae, Streptophyta, Magnoliopsida, Asparagales, Asparagaceae. The transcript is spliced from 8 exons. Gene Ontology annotation, biological process: Mo-molybdopterin cofactor biosynthetic process. Bases 383 to 1579 code for a protein of 398 amino acids.